Molecule: messenger RNA, 1060 nt
Organism: Tripterygium wilfordii
Lineage: Eukaryota; Viridiplantae; Streptophyta; Magnoliopsida; Celastrales; Celastraceae
Product: sodium channel modifier 1-like
Exons: 3
Coding region: 54-725 (223 amino acids)
Biological process (GO): RNA splicing
Cellular component (GO): nucleus
Source: RefSeq, a predicted model, not a curated record
AAACAAACCGCCCAGAAGUGACAGAAUCAGAACGAAAGGAGAGAAGUGAAAGGAUGAGUGUGUUCGGAGGAGACAGUUGGGCAAGAGAGGCUCAACAGAGGAAGAGGAGAGUGGACGAUCUCAUCGUAGAAGGCGUCGACGCGUCCUCCUACAGGAAGCUCUCGAGCGGAAAAUUUGCUUGCUUUGUCUGCUUACACAAUCCCAUUCUCGACAAUCCUCUUAUGCUCUCCAUGCACCGCAAGGGAUCGCGCCAUCGUGCUGCCGAUUCACGUCUGAAGGAAAAGGAAUUGUCAAGACAAUAUGAGAUCAACAAGAGAAUAGCAUUUUCGGAAUCCCCUACCAGGUUUGACAACUCUAGUACUUAUGCCCAAAAAGUCCGAUUAGCAAGUAAACCUCUGAUUCAACAAACAAGGAAGGCCACUUCUGAGAUAAUUAGCAACACGAAUCCUCCGCAGAAGUCCAGAAAUGGAAGUUGUAAUGUGAAUUUCAACUGGGAGGGUGCCACAAAUGCAGAAUCGGCACUUGGUGAAAGUAGCUCAGUUCCAUUGCUAGAAUCAAAUAACGUAAUGGUUGCACAACACCAGUUGGAUUUGAGGGAGCGCCGGGAGAGAGAGCUCAAGUUUAUCGAAGCAGGUUGGAAGCGUGAUGGUCAUGGGAAAUGGUUUAAAGAUGAAAAUGUUGAAUUUGAUUCUGACGAGGAGGAUCCAAAUGACUGUCUUCUAUAGAAGCUGUAGAUCACUAAAUUAUUGUUGAUAAGCAAGUGGCUAAUUACUCAAUAUGACCUCACAGUUGGAUACAUAAGUCCAAACUGAUUGCGUUUGAAUACUCAUCAACCAAUGCUGAGAAGUGAGAACAUCUAUUCAAAGUGGAAGCUUUAUAGGAUGCUGAAGAUUAUUUGGUUGAUGGAAAUUUUAUUAUCGCCUCGUGUAACAUUAUAGGCACUUGCAUUACUCAGUUUCAAUUGGAGAGGUAUUUCAUAUGAUUCCUUAUCUCUCUCUUUUUUCUUAUUUUCCUUUUCCUGGCGACCUUUGUAAUCACAUCGUAUAACAAGAUUAGUGAU